This is a messenger RNA of Punica granatum (pomegranate), 1911 nucleotides long. The record is from RefSeq and is a predicted model, not a curated record. Lineage: Eukaryota; Viridiplantae; Streptophyta; Magnoliopsida; Myrtales; Lythraceae.
AUGCCUCGAUCGGUUCGCGCACUGCCCUACACCCUUGAACUAUUUUCCUUGGCUUGCAGAUCCAAAGGUGGAGAGACAAGGAGGAUGGUCGUGGGUCAUCAGGACCAUGUAUAGAAAAACCCUAUCCAAAGACUAGAGACUAUAUAUAGAGGUCGUGCCCCGAGUUUUGACCCUGAUAUUCCAUCUGCCAAAGGACGUUUAGAAUAUCAUCAUGGCAGGAAUAGACAUGGUGGAGAUCGACCAACAUGUGCUUGAGCCGGCAUCGAGUCCGAGCACGGGAUUGGAAGAAGAAUUGGAUGAUGACGACAUCGAGGAGAUCAGUAUCGAUGAUCUCAAGCGACGGAUGUGGAAGGACCGGAUGCGGAUGCAGAAGUUCAAGGAGAAGCAGAAUGAGGAACCAGAGUACGAGGCUUCGAGUACUAAAAAGGUGGCAUCACAGAGGAAGAAGAUGGCUCGGGCCCAAGAUUCGAUCCUUAAGUAUAUGGUCAAGAUCAUGGAAGUUUGUAAUGGACAAGGAUUUGUCUAUGGUAUCGUGCCCGAAAAAGGGAAGCCCGUGACCGGCUCUUCUGAUAGUCUGCGGCAGUGGUGGAAGGAGACGGUGCAGUUCAACCAGAAUGCGCCUAAGGCCAUCGCACAGUACAUGCCAGUCGUCGAAGCAGCCGAUGAGUCGGUCAAGCCUGGCACGACCCUAAUGCACCUCCUCCAUGACCUACAAGACACAACCUUGGGCUCACUCCUCUCUGCCCUGAUCCAACACUGUGUCCCUCCCCAGAGGAAGUUCCCCCUAGACAUGGGUGUGCCACCGCCGUGGUGGCCCAGCGGCAGUGAGGUCUGGUGGGGCCAGCAGGGCAGGGCACAAGAACUGGGCCCACCUCCUUACAGGAAGCCCCAUGACCUGAAGAAAGCUUGGAAGAUCAGUGUUUUGGCAGCUGUCAUAAAGCACAUGUCACCUGAUUUGGGCAGAAUGAGGAGGCUGGUCAAACAGUCCAAGUGCUUGCAAGACAAGAUGACCGCGAAAGAAAGUGUGACAUGGUCUAAGGUGGUCGACCAAGAAGAGCUAUUCUUUCAAAGACCUGAGAAGUACCUCAAGACCUCAUCCGAUGAAGAAGAAAAUGAAAAGAAGAGGAGCGAUGCGUUCCGACGCAAUGAGAAGAGGAAGUGCGGGUUUAGUUUCCGGGAGGAGAGCAACCUGGAAAGGAUGUCGUACCCGUGCCACAACUAUGAGUGUCCACGGAGUGAGCCGAGCGCCGUGUUCUUCGAUAAGAACUUGAGAACCAAUCACGAGAUUCUCUGUAUCUACCGUGAUACGCCUUCCGGUAAAGGUCCUGAGGUGUAUGGUAAAGGGCCGCGCAACACCGAGGUUAUGGUGGGCAGUGAGAUUGUGGAUAGCAACCGCGGUACAGUGAACCUGCAUGACUGGACGGAGUUAGUGCACCCGGGUGAGGUGAGGGAGAGGCCCUAUGGCGGCGAUAGAGUGGAAGAAUACAUGAACUAUUGGAAGGGUAGUAUCGAAGAUAUGGUGAUGGGUACAGAUGCGUUUGCCACACAAAGGGAGUGUGUGGACUUGAACUCGGAUCCGUGUGACGAGCACGUAAGCCUUUACGACUACAGAGAGACUUCGAUAUGGGACCUUAAGUACGUUGAUAACAGCUCACCUUAAACUCCACUAUGCCGUCUUAAGCUUUCUUAUCGCUUUCUCAUCAGCCGAUAACAGAAGACUAUGCCGGUUCUUUAUAGAUGUAUUUGCCGGUUCUUUAUUGAUGUAUUCGGUAAGUUAUCCUAAUGUUGUGCCUGUCAAUCUAUUAAAACUCCCAGGCAAUGCUACGGGAAAAAAAAAAUCCCUAUGGUACUAUAUAGUGAAAUUUUGCGUAACCGGAGUUUAUAGAAACGAGAAUAAUGAGUUAUUUUCAA